Messenger RNA from Haliotis rufescens (red abalone), 1800 nucleotides. RefSeq names its product beta-1,4-N-acetylgalactosaminyltransferase bre-4-like. NCBI's taxonomy places the organism in Eukaryota, Metazoa, Mollusca, Gastropoda, Lepetellida, Haliotidae. Gene Ontology annotation, biological process: carbohydrate metabolic process. Gene Ontology annotation, molecular function: glycosyltransferase activity. The record is from RefSeq and is a predicted model, not a curated record. Bases 133 to 1050 code for a protein of 305 amino acids. The transcript is spliced from 8 exons.
AACGCAUUCAGUCCAACACAAUCCACACCGGCACACAUAAAAGGCUGAACACAGUGGUAGUCCACAGCUGCUGUGUCUGGAUAAUUACAACAACUGGACCUAUAACGAUUCACAAUUCCACAGUUUGUCAGCAUGGUCAAGUGCAUGGGCAUACUACUGGUUGGUAUUUUCUUGGCUUUCAUGACGUCUUCCUACAUCUGGUUGGGACUAACAGUUCAAAAUCGCUGUCCUUUGAUACCUCCAAAUCUACUUGGGGCUUUUUCACCACGGAUGGAAGCUUUGUCUUUUGAGGAACUGGAAAGGCAACAUACAGAACUAAAUCUUGGUGGUCGAUUCACACCUCUGGGUUGCAUAGCUCGUCACCGAGUGGCCAUUAUUGUGCCCUAUCGCGACCGAGAGUCCCAUCUCAAGGUUCUCCUCAACAACCUUCAUCCCAUUUUGCAACGACAGCAACUAGAUUACGGCAUCUACGUCGUGGAACAGGCUUUGCCAGGCACAUUCAACAAAGCCACAAUGAUGAACGUAGGUUACACAGAGGCAUUAAAGGACUUUGACUUCCAGUGUGUUAUUUUCCACGAUGUGGAUCUCAUCCCCGAGAAUGACAAUAACCUAUAUACUUGUCCUGUGAAUCCACGUCAUAUGGCAGUUGCUACGGACAAGCAUAAUUACAAACUGUUCUAUAACGGCGCAUUUGGCGGAGUGCUCGCACUUACCAAGGAACACAUGAACAAAGUCAAUGGCUUCUCUAAUAGAUACUUUGGCUGGGGUAUGGAAGAUGACGACAUGUUGCAAAGAGUUAGACACAGUGGAUUAACAAUUAGUAGACCACCAGCAGAAGUUGCUCGGUACAGAAAUAUAUUACACAAACGAGACGAAACAAAUCCAGUAAACAAGGAUCGAUUUAAAAUUAUAAGACAGGUUGCCAAAGGCAGGAAAACCGAUGGACUAAAUUCACUUAGCUAUGAAUUACUGAAAAAGGAGUACAGAAAACUGUACACCUGGAUCUAUGUGAAGAUAAAUAGAAGAUCUGAUUUUCCUGAGAACACAUGAAUCGACGGGUAAUGAUGAAUGGACCUGACCAACAUUCACUUUUCCUCAAACAUGUUUUCACUUUGUUUCACCCAUCCAUUUAUACAAGAAAUAUACACCCUCUAGGAUGGGUUCAGUGAUAUAAUGCGACAACAAUAUAACAGCUGACUUCAAGAGGCGAUAUCCUAAAACAAGUAACUGUGCAGAAAUGGCGAACUCGGUCGAUAUUCAUUAUAUAUACCAACGGGAAAAUGUGACUUAGAAUACAGUUCAAUAAAAAAUCAAUUUAUUCUGAAAUUAAACAAUGCAGCUUUCAAUACAUGUUCAUGAAUACAUCUCUUCUUUUAUGUGGUGAUUCACAAUUUACACGUGCAUGUUAACGCACGGCGCACAAUUUGGAUGUUUUCGUGUUUAUUGGGAGCAAUAUGUGAAAAGAACUGUAAAUAACGCUUACACAAUGCCAAGGCUUGGUGAAAAUCAAAGUCUAUGCGCCGUUGGUAUUCAGCAAACAGGAAUGGCGCAAAACGAAGUUUCCAGACAUUAUAAUGUUCUUCGAGGCACAAUAUCAUCUCUUUGGAGACGUAAUCUACAGCAGAGCAACAUUCAUGACUUACCAUGGGCAGGCCGUACCAGUGUGACGUUAGGUAAACAAGACAACCAUAUUUGGUUGGUACAUCUACGGAAUCGAUACCAAACUGCCACAUUUACAGCAGACCAAUGAAUGGCAUAAUCGUAUGCAACCGCUUGCAGGAGCACAACAUCCGGCCCCUA